This is a messenger RNA of Callorhinchus milii (elephant shark), 1641 nucleotides long. Its product is annotated as baculoviral IAP repeat-containing protein 7-like. Lineage: Eukaryota; Metazoa; Chordata; Chondrichthyes; Chimaeriformes; Callorhinchidae. Gene Ontology annotation, biological process: regulation of cell cycle; positive regulation of protein ubiquitination; negative regulation of apoptotic process. Gene Ontology annotation, cellular component: cytoplasm; nucleus. The record is from RefSeq and is a predicted model, not a curated record. Gene Ontology annotation, molecular function: cysteine-type endopeptidase inhibitor activity involved in apoptotic process; ubiquitin protein ligase activity.
AUGUCUACUGCCACUGAAACAACAACGGGCGGCAGAGACUUCGGGGAAUUCCCAGCGACUCGUGAAGGAAAUCGAGUUCUCAAAGUGAAGAAAGGAGGCAUGGCAUUUUCCAUCGACGACCUUUCAAAACGCAUGUAUCGCCUUGGCCGGUUUGUCAAUUGCCCAUCAAACUUAGAGCCACUGAUACAGGACCUGGUCAAAGCUGGAUUUUUCUACACUGGAAAGGAAGACAAGGUGGAAUGCUUCUCGUGCAAAGGAGUGAUCGGUAAUUGGAAGUCAGGUGACUCGGCCAUUGCAAAGCAUUUGCAGAGUUUUCCAAAUUGUACAUUUGCUCGGUCGUUGGCACAAGCUACAGAUGCUCAGACCUCCGCUGGAGCAUCUGUACCAAGACAUGUGGUGGCGGCUACCAACAACGCAUCCGAAAUCACCCAUCAUCACUCUCUGAACGAACCACCUCUGCAAAACUCUCCAACUUCCUUGCCACACGUGGAGGCAGGGGCACCAUCGAAUUCAGAGAUGCGCGUCGAAGCAAACAGGCUGCUGUCAUUCUCCACGUGGCCAGAGUCAUCUCCUGUCCGGCCGGCGGACUUGGCACGGGCCGGACUGUACUACUUGGGUCCCAGCGACCGGGUGAGGUGCUUCUAUUGCUGCGGCGUCAUGUCUCACUGGGAGGAGGGAGAUGUCCCUGUCAAGGAGCACGAGCGACAUUUCUCCACCUGUGCUUUCGUGAUGGGCUGCAGCGACACCGGUAACAUCCCACUCGCUCAGGCCCAGCAGGCCUCAUUUUUGCCGGACACUCAAAGCCGUGCGCGUUCUGCAUCUCCUAUGGCGAGGACGCGGGCCAGAAAUCCAAAAAUGCAUUUGAUGGUGGCCCGGCUUGCAACCUACCAGGCCUGGCCAUCCACUGCCAAUGUAGCUGCCCAUUCACUCGCAAUUGCUGGCUUCUAUUACACCGGUGAUGGAGACAAUGUGAAGUGCUUCCACUGUGACGGUGGUUUACGCAACUGGGAACGAGGAGACAACCCUUGGUAUGAACAUGGCAAGUGGUUUCCCAGAUGUGCAUUUCUUUUACAACAGAAGGGUGAAGCUUUCGUUAAUGAAAUAAUGAUGCAGCAUCCACGGUUGUCAGAACUUAUGGAUGAGGUAUUCAGACAGAGAUCACAGAAUGCAUCAGCACAAGAUGUGAAUGGCAUCGGCUGCGCUGAUGAGACCUUGAUGAAGAGCGAUGUGGUCAAGGGUGUGCUUGAGAUGGGCUUCCUUGCACCGGUGGUGGAAUCUCUGAUGCGCACUCGCUACCUCACUAAGGGGGAGACGUACAGCUCUGUCGUUGAGCUCGUCAAAGACCUGCUUAAUGCAGAAGAAGAAUCCCCGAAGAAAUCCGCAAAUUACGUUCAGGAACAACAGAAGCCUGCUGCUGCUGCUGAGAAAAAGGAACUAAAAAAUGAAGAAUCGCUGCUGCUGGAACAGGAGCUCAAGCGGCUACAGGAACAGCACACGUGCAAGGUGUGCAUGGACAAGGACGUGUCCGUUGUGUUCGUGCCGUGCGGGCAUCUCGUCGUGUGUCAGGACUGCGCCGUCUCUCUGGGCAAGUGCCUCUGCCGUGCGGUUGUCAGAGGGACAAUUCGUACGUUUAUGUCGUAG